Molecule: messenger RNA, 1509 nt
Organism: Talaromyces atroroseus
Lineage: Eukaryota; Fungi; Ascomycota; Eurotiomycetes; Eurotiales; Trichocomaceae
Exons: 2
Coding region: 1-1509 (502 amino acids)
Molecular function (GO): protein binding
Source: RefSeq, a predicted model, not a curated record
AUGGCCAAGCGAAAGAGGGUAGAUGCCGCCUCCAACGGCCAAGCUGGUCAGGAGCAACCGCGCAAGGCCGCCAAGGCUGCAGGGACCUCGGAAUUGUCCAAGAAUGACCCCGGCGCUGUAACAAUUCAGAUUGUCACAGGAUCUUACGAGAGAGUUCUACAUGGUUUCACUGCAACUCUGUCUGCUAAUCCCCCCGGCAAAGAUGCAGCUCAGAAGAGACAAAGUGAUUUAUCGUCCACAGUGCAUUUUGCAGACACAUUUCUCUUUCAGGCGCAUACAUCUGCAAUUCGAUCACUUGCCUUAUCGCCGCCAACCACUGCCGAUUCCUCUCAACCACAAACAGUCAUCUUAGCCAGUGGUGGCUCAGACGAUCGAAUUAAUCUCUACUCCCUAUCUAUGUCUCCGCCAGUCGUCAGCGAGCGAUUCCCAUCUAUUUCGACAUUGGCAGGGAACAAAAUUCUGGAAAACCCAUCGAACCGAGAACUAGGAACUCUUCUUCAUCAUACGUCCAGUAUCACGAGUCUUUACUUUCCUUCUAAGUCUAAGCUUCUAUCUGCAGCCGAGGACAACACAAUAUCUGUCACAAGGAUUCGCGAUUGGAAUGUGGUCUCUACAGUUAAGGCGCCGCAGCCCAAAACACAAGGCAGACCCAGCGGAGAUACAGCUCCUCCAGGAAGCGUACCCUGUGGGAUCAAUGACUUCGCCGUUCACCCAAGUAUGAAAUUGAUGAUCAGUGUCGGCCGUGGAGAAAGGUGUAUGAGACUUUGGAACUUGAUGACAGGAAAGAAGGCUGGUGUGUUGAAUUUUGACAGGGAAAUCUUGCAGAGCGUUAAGGAGACUAAACGGUCUACUGGAGAGGGACGUGGAAUAGUUUGGAACUCUACAGGGGAGGAAUUUGCAAUAACUUUCGAAUGGGGAGUUGUUGUCUUUGGAGUUGACUCGACGCCCAAGUGCAAAGCCCUUCCAUCCCCGUCAACCAAAGUUCAGCAGGUGAAGUUUUUUGACUUCAGUCGGAACAAGGAUGGCUCAAAGGAGCUUCUUGUGGUGUCCACAGACGACGGUAGGGCGAUUUUCUAUUCCACCGGGGAGUCUUCCUCGCCUACUGAUGCGUCUUCAAUUCCCGAUGCCAAAGUCAUCGGUCAAUUAGGCGGCAAGUCCAGUGGCCUUACAGGACGUGUUAAAGACUUUGAGGUCCUCAACUUGUCUAAUGUUGGUAAUUGGAAAAAACUUUUCUUGCUCGUGACUUCGAGUAGUGACGGAGUGGUCCGCCUAUGGUCACUCAAUUUCCAAGCGACUACUAAAGAUGCAGCACAAAAAGGCAGUGAGGGCGAUGAACUGUCCUCUCAAUUGCUAGACUCAUAUGAAACCGGCAACCGAAUCACUUGUAUGGUGGCAUUUGCCAUGCAGAAACCUCGGGAGUUCGAGGCAAUAGACGAGUCUGAUUUUGGCUCGGAUAGUCAAGACGAAGAAGAAGAAGAAGAAUCCGGUAGCGAUAGUGAUCGGGACUGA